Molecule: messenger RNA, 6345 nt
Organism: Megalobrama amblycephala (Wuchang bream)
Lineage: Eukaryota; Metazoa; Chordata; Actinopteri; Cypriniformes; Xenocyprididae
Product: interferon-induced very large GTPase 1-like
Exons: 2
Coding region: 1-4764 (1587 amino acids)
Molecular function (GO): GTP binding
Source: RefSeq, a predicted model, not a curated record
AUGGCAACUCUAACGGCCACCAGCACUAACGGGGGAAAAAAGAACAUCGGAACAGCAGGAGAGACUGAAAGAAAUAAAAUAGAGCAUCUAUUUGACAGACUUCAUCUUGAGGAGAGGCACCAUAACAAACUGAAAGCUGCAGACAUUCUUCAGAUAACUGUUCAUUCAUUACAGUCUCAUGAGUCUUGUGCUGAAGAAGAGCUGGUUCACACUUUCAUACAAAAACUACUGAUGAUGGACUACAGAACAAGACACAUUCAAAUGAAAGAGAACAAUGAACAGAAUGACACACAGCAAAGAGAUACUCAGUCAUCUGAAGAUGAGGGGGAUAUUUUUCAUUUUGUCCUUCACAACACCUCUUUGUCAAAAGGAAUGAGUCAGUCUGAUCGAAUCCACCCGAUGGAUGUCCAGAUGGCCGUGUUUCAUUGUGCUGAUGGUUUCCUGAAGCAGCUGAUGGUCACUAAACUGUCCCAGUGUCAGUACGCUCUGCCUCUGCUUGUUCCUGAUCCAUUCACACAACAGAUUGAGUUUCCUCUCUGGACAUUCAGACAAAUCAACAAGAGCUGGAAGAUCAGAAACACCAACAAUGAGACCAUCAGUCAAACCCAGCCGAUCUACAAGGCACAAACUCCAAUGGUGUUUUUCUUCAGGUUUGGCUCUGUGUCUUCAUCCAAGUCUCAGCUGAUGAACAGUCUGAUCAAUGAGAAACACAACACGUUCUUCCACAGGAACUGCCCAGGCAGCAGCAGAACCAGAGUCCUGAUGGAUGGAGUGGUGGAGAUCGCCUGGUUCUGCCCCUCUGGGAAAAACACGGAUAAAUUCACUGAGUGUGUUUCGUUCUGUAAUCUACACGGUGAUGCAGGAGACCAUGAGAAACAGCUGCAGAUCCUCACUGAAAUGAGCUCAGUCAAUGUUGUUCUUCUGCCACGACUGGACAGGAAUGACAGAAGUGCAGCAAUAAUCCAAAACCUGUUUGGAAACAGAAAGCCGCUCAUUUGUCUUUUUACUGAGGAUGAAUCUCCUGUCAUUGAGAUGAAGAAAGGUAAAUUCAAGAUUGGUUUGAAAGACAGAAAUCAGUCAGAAGUAUCUGAAGAACUCAGAAGAGCGAUAAAUGAUUGUCUCUCAGAAUCAUCUUCAACUUUCAGAUUUGAAGAUGUGUCCAAACACUCAGAAAUCAGAGUAGAUGAGAAAGAUGAUGAAGACUGCAGGAGAGGAAGAGAAGCAGCACAGCAUACGAUGAGUUUACUGGAGAAGAAACAUCUAACGGAAAUCAAAGAAUCAGUUCUGCCUCAUCAGGGGAAACUGUGGCAUCAGUGGAGUCAGAAGAACAAAGAACUGCAUCGAUCUCGAGGAGAUGAGACAGAAAUGGAAAUGAGUAAAAAACACUUAGAGAUGAAGAAAAUCCGUAAACAGCAGCAUGAAUCUGAUGUCAGUGAGUUUAUGAAGAUCUUUAUUAAAGAAAUGAACUCAAAUACUAGAUAUAAGAUGUUUUUUUUUAAAUGGCUCAGAAUCCUCAUGGAUGAAUAUACAUCAGCUGAUCUUUCUGCUCUACAUCAUACAUAUGAUGAAACUUGGUCAAAACUGAAAGAGAAUCAUGAUAAAUCUGAACUACUCAAAGCUGCACAAACUGAACUUGAGAGAAUAUCUGAGGAUCUUCAAGCUGCAACCUUUGGUCUGGAGCACAUCAUGAGGGAGAUCGGUCAGAUCUAUGAAUCAUGUUCAUCUGUUAAUGAGAACAAGAAAGACCUGCAGUUUGACUUCUCUUCUUUCCCGAGUCUUGCAGCAGAGAUGAUGAUCUCUGGAUUUCCACUGGAGCUGAUGGAUGGAGAUGCUGCUCAUGUUCCUGUGAUCUGGAUCUCUGCUGUUCUAGAUCAACUCAUCCAGAAACUGGGAGACCAGAGAGUCUUUGUGCUGUCAGUUUUAGGGAUUCAGAGCUCUGGGAAAUCCACCAUGCUGAAUGCCAUGUUUGGACUCCAGUUUGCUGUCAGUGCUGGCCGGUGCACCAGAGGAGCUUUCAUGCAGCUGGUCAGAGUGUCAGACGAGAUGAAAACACAGAUGAAGAUCGACUAUAUUCUGGUUGUUGAUACUGAGGGUCUUCGUGCUCUAGAACUGACUGGAAGAUCAACAAGAGAUCAUGACAAUGAAUUGGCCACAUUUGUUGUUGGUCUUGGAAAUCUGACACUGAUCAACAUCUUUGGAGAAAACCCAUCUGAGAUGCAGGACAUUCUUCAGAUUGUUGUUCAGGCCUUCAUGAGGAUGAAGAAGGUCAGACUGAAUCCCAGCUGUGUGUUUGUGCAUCAGAAUGUUUCAGACGUCACAGCUGGAGAGAAAAACAUGGAGGGAAGGAGACGACUGCAGGAGAAACUGGAUGAGAUGACAAAACUCGCUGCUAAAGAUGAAGUCUGUGAUGAAGAAUGUUUCAGUGAUGUCAUUAGAUUUAAUGUUGAUAAAGAUGUGAAGUAUUUCUCUCAUCUCUGGGAGGGAAACCCACCCAUGGCUCCACCAAACCCAAACUACUGUGAGAAUAUUCAAGAACUGAAGGAAACUAUUAUGUCUCAUGCAGAAAAAUCAGAUGGAAUGACCUCGAAAGACUUAAAAGAUCGAGUUAAAGAUCUCUGGGAGGCUUUACUGAAGGAACGAUUCGUCUUCAGCUUCAGAAAUUCUCUGGAGAUUUCAGCCUACAGGAAACUGGAGACUAAAUACAGCAAGUGGACGUGGAGUCUUCGCAGAGUCAUUAUGGAAACUGAGAACAAACUACACAACAAAAUAGAAAAUGAAGCAAUUCAUGAGGUUAAAGAAAGUGAUAUUAAAAGUGAACUGAAGAAGACAAGUGAAGAAGUGGAAAAAUCAAUGUCAGAAUUCUUUGAGAAAGACAAAGAUAAAGAUAUACUGAUUCAGUGGAAAACAUCAUUUGAAAUCAAAAUCAAAGACCUUCAGGAAAACAUUGUGAGAGAAACAAAGAGGAAAUUAAAUGAGGUUCUUCAGCAGCGACACCUGAAGAAAAAAAUUGAUGAUCAGAGGAUACAUCAUGAAAACACUCUCUUUGAAAAGAGCACAAAACUUGCUUUAAAACACAAAGACAACGCAAAUAAUGAAGAAACACUGAAGAAAGAGUUUGAUUUGUUCUGGGAACAGAGUGUGAAGAAGAUCAUCAGAGACACUCCUGCAAUCAGAGACAUUGAUGUAAUGAGAGAUGUGAGAAAGAUCCUCAGUGACGUCUAUGGAAGUGUUUCUGUAGAUCACUGGAGGGAGAGGAGGAAUAUUUUCACUAUGUGCAGUUAUUCAGAUUAUGUACAGUUAAAGAGAUCCAAUGAAUUUUUCAAAGAUGCUUACAGAUCAGCUAAAGAGAAGUUUGGUUAUGUCCUAGCUAAAGAUGAAGAAGCCCAAAUCAGAUCAUUUGUCACAGAUGUUGCUCUGCAGACAGACAUAAUGAUUCAGUCAUUUAACAUUUCAAAGAUGGGCUACAACAUCAGCUGCAUUCAACAACUCACAGAUUACAUCAAGGCAAGAGUAACAGAACAUGAGGAAGGACGAGUGAAAUAUGUGUUCAAAAAUGAAUUCUUCAUGGAUUUGGUUCUUUCCAUCUGUGAGAAUGCAAAGAAGAUGAUGACUGACCAAUACAGACUGUUCAGAGAAGCCAAUGAUCCUGUAAUAUAUGUUGAGAAGAAGAGAGAAGAGUACUAUAGUAUUUUCCAGAAAUCCUGUCAUGGAGCAACAUCAGCUGCCAUUUUUGGUGAGAUCAUCUGUCAGAAACUGAAAGAGCCCAUUGAGCAGAGCGUCUACAAGAAGACUGCCAGAGAUCUAGCAGAUGAAAUGAGAUCAAACUGUGAAUCACUGAAUGGAAACAGAUCAAAUCUGGAUAAACACAUCCUGAAGACACUGGCAGAAGAGCAGGAUUUUGACAAAUACAUGAACUACAUUCAUAAUCCCAGAGAUCACUUCAAGAGUUUCAUCAGAGAUGAAGUCAGUCGGUACAUCACUGAUAAGUUCAGAGUCAGUGUUUUACGCAAGAUGAAGGAGAACAUUGAACUCCUGCAGCAGAAGAUCAUGAAAGCAGCACAUGAAUCUACUGAACAUGUUCAAGAGAACAGAGGAGAUGCUGGUUUGUGGUUGAAGAGUUUCACACAGCAGAUCUCAGAUGAGCUGAUCUUCUCUGAAAAAGACCUCAGAGGAGUCAAACAUGAUGAUGUUGAUGAUUUCAAACUUCUAGAAGAUGUGAUGACACAAGAACUUACUGCUAUAAUGACUGACAUCAGCAAUAGAUUCAACACAAUGACAUUUUCAGUAAAUCUGGACUAUAAGUUCAGACCAGAUGAGCUUCUGAUUGGUCACUUCUGUCAGUGCUGUUGGGUUCAGUGUCCGUUCUGCAGUGCCAUCUGCACCUGCACCAUAGAAAACCAUGCUGGAGAUCACAGUGUUCCUUUCCAUCGAGUGGAUGGAAUCAUAGGUUGGCAUAAUUCAGUAUCUCUGGAUCUCUGUGCUAAUAUUUGUACAAAUUUAGUGAAAAGUGAUCAACGUUUUCAUGAAAGCAAAUCAAAUAAGUUUUUUCUAUACCGGGAAUACAGAAAAGCAGGAGGAGUUUAUGCAAAGUGGAACAUAACCCAUGACAUCUAUGAAAUGCCCUAUUGGAAGUGGUUUGUGUUCAGAUUCAAGAACGAUCUGGAAGAGUACCACAAGAAAACAUUUGGGCAGCAUUAUGAGAUUCUAAAUCAAUGGAAAGAUCUUAAAAAAGAGGAGGCUAUUCAGAGUUUGGAUAAAUACUAAUAGAGCAAAAUAGUAUCUUUUAAAACACUUUGUCCCCUUGGAAGUAUAAGGUUCUAUCUGCGUUCUGAGCAGUUUUGAGAUAUUGAGCUUCAAAGUUUUUGUGUUCCAUAUAACAAAAAUUACAUGGGAACAAAUUUCUAUCAUACAUGAAAAUGACAGGGACCCUAAAUGUAUUCUAAAUGUACAAUAUCAAAAUCCUCUCAAAUUCUCAAAUUUUUUUUUCUUGUUCAAGUUAAGCAUAAAAGGCAGUGCUAAAUAUUUUGUCUAGUGCAGAUGUUACAUUUAGAUAGGAAUUUUCCUUUUGUUUAGACAGAAAGCAGCUACUGUAAUACAUCUGAGCUGAAAGUGGGACAGGGAAAAUGACUGAAGUAUGGCUGAAAUAACAUUCUAACAUUUAUUGUUGUAAUUUAGAUCCCAUCAAUUAAAUUAUUGACCAUUUUACCUUUAAGGCUUAAUAUUGUAACAUUUAAGACAUUAAGACUAAAAAACUGCAAGAAAACAUCACCUUCAUCAAAGGUGUUAAAAGCUGAAUAAACAUUUUCACUGACUAUAUAUAAUUAAAAUAUUUCAAAUUUAAAUUAUUUAAAUUAUUUCAACUAUGCAACAACUCUUUUUGUUUUUACCAACAAUAUAAAAUGUAACAUUUCAUCUCACUUAAUGUUGUUUAUACACUUUAAUCCAGCAUGCCAUAGCUUAGAGCUUUAUAACUACAUGCUGCUCAAUACAAGUACACAGGACAGAUCAACGUUUAAACAUAACCUCCCUCAUAUAACAAUGACAUGACUGAAAUAAAGCAAAUAGACUACAAAACCUGAACCUAUCCUCAGGGGGUAGGUAUCUGUACCCCCUGAUCCGUAACCUGGAACUUUAAUUUUCUCAAUGUAAAAUUAAAUACAAUUGAAUUCACAAAUACAAAAACUUAAAUUCACAAACAAACUAUUUACAGCUAAUUAACAACAUUUGUGAUUACACUUUAAUAUUAAUGUGUUGUUGUUUUAGAAUGUUACAUAGUUAUCUUACCCACAAGUUAUGUAGGAAUUCCAGUGUAGAAAAGCCAUGUCUAUUCUCAGAAAAACAUAAAACCCAACAGAACUACUGUAUAUAGAAACUAUUCACUAAAUACUCUCAUUAAUUUAAUACGCUGUCUACUCCACAUAGGAAGAACAGACAUGUAAAUUAGUAACUGACUUGAUGCAGACACAUAUCUGAAGCGGACUGAUAUUGUCUUGUUGUGACUGACUGGGGCGAGGUUUAUAUGAUGUAAUGUCACAUGGAAAUAAAUGCGCCAGCCAGAAAUCUGCCCAAAUGGUUCUCAAUGAGAGGGCGCUGCAGUUCUAUUUUUCACCACAGAUUUACACUGGAAAUUUGUUGGGCACUGUAUAGGUGGGGAGGGCUCUGAGACCAGCUUCCCCACUUAUAAUUUAUGUAGGCUUCUUGGUAUUUGUCAAGGGCCCCUUAAUUUCCCAGUUCCCUAAGCGGCUGCUUACCUCGCUUAUUGGUUAAGUCCGCCCCUGCCUAUCCUCUUAAUAGUGCUGCUGGCUAACGUGGUGUCUAACUGAAAAUAACUCCUCAGCAAAGCUA